CUCUGGGUUAGCACUUUCUAUCUCCCCCAGCUAAUAAAGAAGUUUAAAUAUUUAAAUGUGGUUUUUAAAUGGCAUUUAAAGAAUUAACCCAUUUUGUCCCUCGCUGGUCUAAACCACAGGGUGCCAACCGGACGAUAAUUGCUUUCUUCUGGUGGGGUUCCAGACAGCGAUUCAGAAGGAAGGAGCGAGCGCACAUUCCUGGCACCAAUUGGCUAAUUCAAUUUACUUCAACAGCAUUAGCCUCUAUCAGAAUAUUCAUGAGCAGGAGAACCAGGACCCGCCGUGCAGGCAGGCGGCAGCCACUCGGUCUAGGGAAGGCGCGAGGGAGAGGAAGAAGCCGACCGCGCGCCCCGCUCCGGGGACUGUGACCAAGAGGACUAGGCGGCUCUUUUCACCCUCCAGGCGGAGACCUGGGGCCGCGGACGUCAGCGGGUUUGCAGUGCUUGUCAUCAGUUCUCAACUCCUGGCGAUUGCGCGGAGACUUUGGAAACAUCCGAAGGCAGCAGAGCUGUGACACUUUUGACUUGGGGGGAAGGGGGGGGGGGUGGGGGCAGCGACGCUAGCUGGGGCUAAGGGACUUGGGACACCCGUUCGCUCAAAGGGGAAGGCAGCGAUGUGAGCUGGACAACCGUCACGGAGGAGUCUCAACGUCUCCUGGGAGUCGCCCGCCGUGCCAGGACUUGAGCUCCAGGCAGAUUGACUUGAACGGGGACCUCCUUUGGGAAGCAAUGAGUUUCCAACAGCCUGUGGUGUGACUUGUGUUAUCUGGAAAAUACUCAACCCCAGUGCUUCCCACCCUACUUGACUUGUGGAGCUCCUGCAAGCCCAUGUGCACUACGGGUAGAAUGAGCAAUGCAAAGAGCCGACUUGGACUUGGCACGUCCUUGUACUUCUGGGCACUGAUGGACCUUACAACGACCGUUCUCUCCAGCACUCCAAUGCCAGGAGUUGAACUAGAAAUGCUCUUCUCAGACAGGCCACAGUCACAUCAGCGAAGCAAGAGGAGCUGGGUUUGGAAUCAGUUUUUUGUGCUGGAAGAGUAUACUGGGACCGACCCUCUGUAUGUCGGCAAGCUGCAUUCAGAUAUGGACAGAGGAGAUGGAUCCAUCAAAUACAUUCUUUCAGGAGAAGGAGCAGGCAUUGUGUUUACUAUUGACGACACCACUGGAGACAUACAUGCCAUUCAGAGGCUGGACCGAGAGGAAAGAGCCCAAUACACUUUAAGGGCUCAAGCCCUAGACAGACGGACAGGCCGGCCAAUGGAACCAGAGUCAGAGUUCAUCAUCAAAAUCCAAGAUAUCAAUGACAAUGAGCCCAAGUUCCUGGAUGGACCCUACAUUGCCACUGUGCCAGAAAUGUCACCAGUAGGUACCUCUGUUAUCCAAGUGACAGCCACAGAUGCUGAUGAUCCAACCUAUGGGAACAGUGCCCGGGUAGUAUACAGCAUUCUCCAAGGCCAGCCAUAUUUUUCUGUGGACUCCAAAACAGGUAUAAUCAGAACAGCACUCAUGAACAUGGACAGAGAAGCCAAAGAAUACUAUGAAGUGAUUAUCCAAGCCAAGGAUAUGGGAGGGCAGCUUGGAGGAUUAGCUGGGACCACAACGGUCAACAUCACCCUCUCAGAUGUCAAUGAUAACCCACCCCGAUUUCCCCAGAAACAUUAUCAGAUGAGUGUGCUGGAAUCAGCUCCAAUUAGCUCCACUGUGGGGAGAGUGUUUGCCAAGGACCUGGAUGAAGGAAUAAAUGCAGAGAUGAAGUAUACUAUUGUGGAUGGAGAUGGUGCAGAUACUUUUGAUAUUAAUACAGACCCAAAUUUCCAAGUUGGCAUCAUAACUGUGAAGAAGCCCCUAAGUUUUGAAAGCAAGAAAAGCUACACUCUGAAGGUGGAAGGAGCCAAUCCUCACUUAGAGAUGCGUUUUCUGAAUCUUGGCCCAUUUCAGGAUACGACAACAGUGCACAUCAGUGUGGAGGAUGUAGAUGAGCCCCCUGUGUUUGAACCUGGCUUUUAUUUUGUGGAGGUGCCUGAGGAUGUGACAAUUGGAACAACCAUACAGAUCAUUUCUGCUAAGGAUCCAGAUGUGACCAACAACUCAAUCAGAUACUCCAUUGACAGAAGCAGCGACCCUGGGAGAUUUUUCUAUGUUGACAUUACAACAGGUGCUCUAAUGACUGCAAGACCACUAGACAGAGAAGAGUUUUCUUGGCAUAAUAUAACAGUCCUUGCUAUGGAAAUGAACAAUCCCUCCCAAGUGGGAAGUGUGGCUGUCACAAUCAAAGUCUUAGACGUGAAUGACAAUGCUCCAGAGUUUCCCAGAUUCUAUGAAGCCUUUAUCUGUGAGAAUGCCAAGGCUGGACAGCUCAUCCAGACAGUGAGUGCCGUUGAUCAAGAUGACCCUCACAACGGUCAGCAUUUCUACUACAGCUUGGCUCCUGAGGCUGCUAACAACCCCAACUUCACUGUCAGGGACAACCAAGAUAAUACCGCUCGGAUUCUAACCAGGAGAUCUGGCUUUCGGCAGCAGGAGCAGAGCGUCUUCUACCUGCCCAUCCUUAUAGCAGACAGUGGACAGCCAGUACUCAGCAGUACCGGCACACUUACCAUCCAAGUGUGCAGCUGCAAUGAUGAUGGCCAAGUCAUGUCCUGCAGCCCAGAGGCCUACAUGCUCCCAGUCAGUUUGAGCCGGGGUGCUCUCAUCGCCAUCCUGGCCUGCAUCUUCGUCCUCUUAGUGCUGGUGCUGCUCAUCCUGUCCAUGAGGCGGCACCGGAAACAGCCCUACAUCAUCGCCGAUGACGAGAACAUCCACGAGAACAUUGUGCGCUACGACGACGAGGGGGGCGGCGAGGAGGACACGGAGGCCUUCGACAUCGCGGCCAUGUGGAACCCGCGCGAGGCGCAGGCGGGCGCGGCCCCCAAGACACGGCAGGACAUGCUCCCCGAGAUCGAGAGCCUCUCCCGCUACGUGCCUCAGACGUGCGCGGUCAGCAGCACGGUGCACAGCUACGUGCUGGCCAAGCUCUACGAGGCCGACAUGGACCUGUGGGCCCCGCCCUUCGACUCCCUGCAGACCUACAUGUUCGAGGGGGACGGCUCUGUGGCGGGCUCGCUCAGCUCCCUGCAGUCCGCCACCUCGGAUUCGGAGCAGAGUUUCGACUUCCUCACAGACUGGGGGCCUCGCUUCCGGAAACUCGCGGAACUCUACGGGGCGUCGGAGGGGCCUGCGCCCGUGUGGUGACGGAGAGGCCAACGCGCAUCCAAAUGCAGACGUUCUCAGAGGCUGCUUCUCGUGCACGAGGUGUGGCCACCCCAGGAGCAAUAUUGUGCUGGUCGGUGAGGAUGGGAGUGAGCGGACCUAGCAGAGCUCUCUCCGGAUCAGCUUUACUUGGUUAGACUAAGUUAAAUAAUCAGAAGGAAACCCAGGAAGAAGAGGGUAGAAUCUCCAGUUACCUUUUUCAGCAUUUUGUUUUCCUGACACUGUAUUCAAAGGCUUGAAGUAUUAUAAACAAAGCUUGGUGGGUUUUUUGUUGUUGUUGUUGUUUUGUUUUUGUUUGUUUUUUUUUUAACAUAUUCACCAAGGCCUUUGACGUUUUGCCACCACGAAAAGUACAGAGAUUGCAGUUGAAGUCCUACUCUAGAAUCUGUUUUAUCCUUUUUCUCCAUUUCAGAUUGUUUUUCCGGAUUGUGAAAUCAACACACACACACACACCACUGAAAAAUUAUUCCUCAAUGAAAUUAUCCUACUUGUUCUAAGAUGGAUAGUAUUUCAUUUAACCCUUUCGAGACAAGGUUAAGACUGGGCCUUGCAUGGGGGAUGGGUGGGAAGGGUAGGGGAAGGAAGAGACAUUGACUUGUGCUCCAGUUCACAGCUGAACUAAGAGUUGGCAUUACUCCAGUGUCAGUGAGUCAGAGCGCACUGUUCUCCUCUCAGCUCUUUAUGCCCCUGCAGAAGUCAGAAUGAAACCGGAAAAGCUGCCUCUUUUGCACCGUAGAUGUCUCUUCCAUGUGCCAAAUGUGGAGAUUAGAUGCAACAAAUGAAAGCCAAAUAAAAGGAAGUAUCUGAUGAAAGCAUGGGUUAGAAGGCUUUCCUAAUCUGUGUAAGGUCAAUCCAAGGGAUGUUUACAUACUGUAGAUAACCUACUUGAACAAAACCAGUAUUAUAGGAAAGAAAUGGAUGUAAGAGAAUCACAUGUAAAAGUUUUGUAUAUUUGUUAAUAAUUUUGUUAAUAAAUAUGAUGUACUACAUCUCAGUACCUUAGCACUUCUUUUAAUAAAAGCUAAAUAGAAGGAAAGGUGAACUUCA
Onychomys torridus (southern grasshopper mouse) is the source of this 4298-nucleotide messenger RNA. It is a transcript of the gene Cdh20, whose product is annotated as cadherin 20. Gene Ontology annotation, molecular function: calcium ion binding; cadherin binding. The transcript is spliced from 12 exons. Lineage: Eukaryota; Metazoa; Chordata; Mammalia; Rodentia; Cricetidae. Gene Ontology annotation, cellular component: adherens junction; plasma membrane; catenin complex. The record is from RefSeq and is a predicted model, not a curated record. The coding region runs from base 828 to 3233 and encodes 801 amino acids. Gene Ontology annotation, biological process: cell morphogenesis; multicellular organism development; homophilic cell-cell adhesion.